CUGACCCGAUAGUUUAGUCACAAAAUCUGCAUGUGUACGUUGUUGCAUACCGCGUCCCAUACAUCUCUCUCUUUAAUGCUUAGACUAUAGAGAAAAAAAAGGUAGAAAAAGUUAAAGAAUAGAUAGAAAAGAGAGAGAGUAGUAUCCUAGGCUAUCCCUCUUUCCCUUUCAAGUUUUCAGUUACUUUAAUUCAAUCAAAUUUAUCUAUUACGAGUACUAUUUAAAAAUUAUAAUCACACUUCUUUCUUUUCUCAAUUCCCCAUAUAUAUAUAAGCACCACAUCCCCACACACCACACCCCCACCACCUUUGUUUUUUUUAUAUGUUCCUCAAAACUAUAGCAAUAUAGAGAGAGACCAUUAGAGAGACACACACAUACAUGGAGUCCUUCUUAUGAUUCAAGAACAAGUUUUGAUGCAACCCCAUUUGGUUAUUUGUUAGAGAAAGAAGAGGGCUUGUUGCACUUGAUUUGGUUUGGUCUGGUUCUGCCAUUUUUGUGUUCCUUUGUUUUCUGAGAGAGGGUUGGUGUUUUUUUUUUUUAACAAAGAUAUGGCUAUUCAAGCGCAGUUGUAUUCAGAGAAUCAUGGGUUUCCAAUGUUUGGGUCACAUGAUUUGAUCAUGGAUAAUGGUUGUGGCGUUGGUCUUGGUGGUUUCAAUCACUUCAGUUUUGAUCUCCAACAGAAACAACAACUGCAGCAGCAACACCAACAACUGCAACGCUUGCAACAGAUACAAAACCAACAGCAAAGGAAUCAACAAAACCUGUUUCUUGACAACGGUAGUUUUAUUGCUUCUACUUUGAAAAACAAUCCCAUCACCACCACCACCAACAACAACAAUAGUCAUCUACCAAUGCUGCAUUCUCAAAGCAUAACUUCUCAGUUUGAGAAGCAAAGGCAGGAGAUUGAUCAAUAUCUCAGAUUACAGAAUGAGAGAUUGAGAUUAGUAUUGCAAGAGCAGAGGAAGCAACAAUUAGCAGUGGUGCUAAAGAGAAUUGAAUCGAAAACGUUAUUUUUACUGGGACAGAAGGACGAGCAAAUAGCACAAGCGGCUAAUAGAACAAUGGAGCUUGAAAAUUUCUUGAGAAGAUUGGAGGCAGAGAACCAAGAGUGGCAGAAAGCGGCACAAGACAACGAAGCCAUGGUUGUGUACUUGAAUAACGCAUUAGAGCAAGUUAAAGAAAGAACCCCUUUCGGCUUCUUCAACAAUGAUGCAGAGGACGCGGAGUCUUGCUGUGAUGUAAAUAUGGAGAAAGACGAAGAAUUAUUACAAGAAGUAGUACAAGAUGAAACAGAGGAAAACAGAGGAGUGCUAGAAGUGUUUGAGCUUGAGAAGCAGAGAAAGUUGAUGAUGAUGACGGUGUGUAAAGGCUGUAAUUCUCGAAGCUCGUGCAUGUUGUUCCUUCCUUGCAGGCACCUUUGUUCAUGCGAAGUUUGUGAGCCUCUGCUUGAUUGUUGUCCUGUCUGUACAAAGGCAAAGAAGGCUAGCAUAGAGGCUUUGAUUUUCUAGGCAAAUUUUCUGGGAAAAGUAAAGAGGGAA
Messenger RNA from Quercus lobata, 1538 nucleotides. RefSeq names its product probable BOI-related E3 ubiquitin-protein ligase 2. The record is from RefSeq and is a predicted model, not a curated record. The transcript is spliced from 2 exons. Lineage: Eukaryota; Viridiplantae; Streptophyta; Magnoliopsida; Fagales; Fagaceae. The coding region runs from base 549 to 1508 and encodes 319 amino acids. Gene Ontology annotation, molecular function: ubiquitin-protein transferase activity.